Molecule: messenger RNA, 909 nt
Organism: Phytophthora sojae
Lineage: Eukaryota; Oomycota; Peronosporomycetes; Peronosporales; Peronosporaceae
Exons: 2
Coding region: 1-909 (302 amino acids)
Cellular component (GO): cilium
Source: RefSeq, a predicted model, not a curated record
AUGAGCGACGAGGGGAGGGCUGCCGCUCACUUGGAGCUCGUCUUCUGCUCGAGCGAGGACGAGCGCUGCCCGGCGACGAACGUGACGCGGCCAAGAGGGGGUCAGCUAACUGUUUGGGAGUCGGAAAAGUUCUGCGAGUUUCCCCAGGAGCUUGUGUUCCGAGUCAACCACGGCCUGCCAACGCGGAUUGAGCAGGUGAAUCUGCUGUCGCACCCGUUUAAAGUAGCGACUCGAGUCGAGAUUUGCACGUCGUCGGCGUCGAGCGAUGGGAUCCACGACGGCAAGACUGGUAUGCGAUUUGAGAGGCUCGGCUUCGUGUGCGUCCUCAGCAAUGAUUCCACAGACGUAGCUGCGUGCGAGCUCCAAGAAGUCCAGCUUCCCCGACCGUGCCCGAAGAUCACCCAUUUACGCUUAGUGUUGCAUUCGUGCCACCAAACACGAAGCAACCUGUUCAGUCAAGUUGGACUAGCGUCGGUGGUAGCGCUAGGUCCUCAGCAGACAAGUGUCGUGUUGCCGAUGAUACCGUCGCCUCGGAAGAACAACACAAUGGAUGCACCGUCGCCUCGACGACGAGCUUACAGUGCGUACGAUACAAAUGUGUCCAAGCCCGUAAAGACUUUCGGAACCAAGUCGCCGCGCGCAGCAGAUAUCUAUAUCAAAGAUACGCAGGAGCAGAAGACCCCCGAGCAAAUUAUUGCUGACAUCCAGAUUGGAAAGCAGUUAGCCCAAUUUGCUGGGGAUGAUACACUGGUCCUGCCGUGGAUUUCGUUGGAGAGGGAAGCGAAUCAACUGACCAGUGUAUUUGAGGAAGCUGCAGCACCAGAUCGUCUGGCGAACUUACCUCAAAUGCAAUCGGAUACCAGAAGUUACACCACAGAGGAUCUCUUCACCUACGUCGACCAAGGAUGA